AUGACAGAGGCAUUCGCUGAGUCUCCUCCAGAAUCGAAGGCCAGGGAGUGUUGGUUUGCGACUGAAGCGGCUUACGCCCAACUUGGUUCUAGGUAUGAUUCCGAAUUGAUGAAAUACAGGAGACAAAAUGCGGACCGUUUACGGCAACGGUCCAGAAAAACAGGAAUGCUAUUUGUGGAUCCAGAGUUCCCGGCAGUCCGGAGUAGUCUCACGGCUGAGACCAACAAUAUCAGACAUCUCGAAAUAGUAUGGCAACGUCCUUCCGAUUUGGUCAGCAAUCCGUGUUUCGUAGCUGCAAACGGUCCAGCAGCUUGUCGGCAGGGCCGUCUUGGAAAUUGUUGGUUCGUUGCAGCCUGCGCCUGUCUUUCGUUACACAAAGGCGUAUUUCAGAAAGUUGUCAUUUGUACACCACCACUGAACUCCUGGGAUGCAUACUGUGGCGUGUUUGAGUUUCGGUUUUGGCGUUUCGGUACUUGGGUCCAUGUGAUUGUGGAUGAUCUUCUGCCAACAGUGAAUGGCGAACUAUUGUAUUGCAGCUCGUAUAACUCCGACGAGUUUUGGUGUUCGCUUCUGGAAAAAGCUUACGCCAAACUUUUAGGCAGUUACGAAGCGCUAGAAGGCGGCGAACUAGCCGAUGCUCUCAUUGAUUUUACCGGUGGUUUAACGGAAUGUCUCGAAUUCAACCAGACUGGAACAGAUCUUCGGUUGUGUGUGACACCAGACCUCCCACCGUCUCUGAACGUACCUCUCGAUGAAUCGAAACUCGCUGUAUCUCUUUCUUGUUGUGGUGUUUCUCGUCAAAGUGCCACUCUACUACAUCCUGUUCCGGUUUGGAAGAAUAAAACCUUGUGUGAAUAUAUCUAUAAACUGUUAUUGAGGAACCAGCUGACCAAGACACUAAUUGCGUCGGCCAUCUCGACAGACGACCCUGAUGGGUGUGAACGAGAGACUGAAUUGGGAUUGAUCGUUGGGCAUGCUUAUGCGGUCACCCGACUGUGUGCUGUGCCGACCAAACGAAGUGCAGAUUCAGGAUCUUCCAACGAUGACUCACUUGUACGUUUGGUCCGACUAAUGAAUCCAUGGGGACACGGAACUGCGGAAAACGGAGAAUUCUGGAUGCGGUUUGAAGACUUCCUAAGACAAUUCAACUAUGUUGUUCUUUGCUACACGCCGAUGGGUAACGGCAGCCUCUCUGGGGACAGCAAGGCCUGGUUUCAGUUCAUUCCUCCAAUAAGAAUGGCUCCACCCGACGUCGUUUGUCAUGCACGUGAUGGUCGUUUGGUGGUGGUUCCUUCGGAAUAUGGUCAUUCUCUUGACAGCGAUCGUCCUUCCCCUCUUCGACUGAGAGAACUAUGGACAGAUUUUACCAUCCACAGUUGCUGGACCAAUGAAAUGAGUGGUGGUUGUUUAAACUGUGACGAUACCUUCGUUAAUAAUCCUCAGUUCGCAUUGGAUGUUCCUCGUCGACCCUCUACUUCCUUGGUCAUAUAUCUCUUUCAAAAGACGGAAAGAAGCCCGGAGCGGCUAGCAUCCACAACCGGGCUAUAUCAUAUUGGAAUGAGUGUAUUCCGUGUCGAGGCUAACCGAACUGUUCCAAUCCGAUCGCUGAACGAACCUGUACAUCUUGUCAUCAACUCUGUUUAUCGGAACAGUCGUGUUGUUUGGUUGCGCUUGAACCGCUUGCCCUACGGUCGUUACUUUGUGAUACCGACUACAUUCUAUCCGAACUGCUUGGCCGAGUUCAUGGUCCGACUGGUUGGUUCUCCUCCACUACUAUUUUUUGAAGUGGAACGCACUGCGCCGUGUCUCGCUUCGCCUCCUAUCCACAGAUCCAAGUCCGUUUUGUUGCGUCGUUCUUACGGAAAGAAGAUCAAAGAUAGUGGAGGUUGUUUUCGGCACUGGAUAACUACCCGGCAGGCCGUGUCCCCACUCAAAGAGGACAUGUCCGAUUUUUUUGGCAGAGUUCUACUACCACCACCGAGUGAAAAUUUGAGGCUAACUAUCCUUCAGUCUGUUAUCUGGCCUCCAUCAACCUCGUUUCUGGCACGGGUCCUUGAGAGACAGUUCGAGCGGAUUGAUGAACGGUCACUUCCGCCGUAUUACGCCCACGUGUCAGUUAACGAUCAACAAGCCAGUACGGGUCUAUACAAUCUCCAGUUACUCAAAGAAGGAGGUGGGCCGGGUAGCACCGGUUUGAUUCAAUUCAGAGAAAGCUUUUUGUUCCCGAAGAACAAUAAAACAGGCCUUUCGUUUCGCUUCCAGCUACGAAUACACCAUCCAGUUUUUGAUGAGGUACACAGCGAAUACACUGGAAUAUUGGAUAGCAGUCCAGGCUCAGACAAGUCACAGCCAAUAAUAAGACACGUCCCAUUGUUUGGUCGAUUGGGGCCAAACAAAUCUCACCGUCAAACAACCAACUACAGAGAAAGGGAACACCAAAUUUGUCGAAUAGUGUCAGAUCCGGUAUCUUCUUCGACCGUCGACUCAGUGUGUUUGCCUGCCGUCACGAAACGUCAACGUGCUCAGAACUAUCGCGCAGCAUUUCAGCAAAGUGAACUCUUGCUGCUUGACGCUGGAUGUAGUAAAUUACUCCCGUUAACUUCACAGACACGUGAAUAUUUCUCAGACAAUAGAUGUGGCUUUUUAACAUUGUCGCUUGAAUGCUGACAAUACGUCGAUAGCUGCGUUACAUCUCCCUGUCACUACCGUACGUACCCCAAAGACGUACUUUAACAAAAUAAACCUAAUUUGCUCUCUUGGAG
Molecule: messenger RNA, 2762 nt
Organism: Opisthorchis viverrini
Lineage: Eukaryota; Metazoa; Platyhelminthes; Trematoda; Opisthorchiida; Opisthorchiidae
Exons: 10
Coding region: 1-2667 (888 amino acids)
Biological process (GO): proteolysis
Cellular component (GO): cytoplasm
Molecular function (GO): calcium-dependent cysteine-type endopeptidase activity
Source: RefSeq, a predicted model, not a curated record